Messenger RNA from Styela clava, 1445 nucleotides. Lineage: Eukaryota; Metazoa; Chordata; Ascidiacea; Stolidobranchia; Styelidae. The record is from RefSeq and is a predicted model, not a curated record.
CUUACAGUCUGGCAAAAAGAUAAAUUGUAAAACCGAUCAAUUGUAUGAUUUCCUCAAAUCUAGGAGUCUGUCGACUCAUUAGAUAAUUGCACGUGCUUACACUUUUCCUACUUGCUUACAAUUUCAGUUAACUCGCAAAUAUUUAAAACAUUUUAGUCCAUGGAGAACUAUUUGCAAUCCGUAAGCCAUUAUGAGGAAGAGGCCCGAAGAAAGUUAUCGCAACAUGAUUUGGGCUAUUUUUCUUUUGCUGCAGGAGCAAGAGAAACCAUGAAAGAAAACUGUGAAGCAUUUAAAAGAUGGCGAUUUCGACCCAGGAUUUUAAAGAACGUUAGCCGAGUGGAUUGCUCGACAGAAGUAAUUGGUUCAAAAAUACCUUUUCCAAUAUGUAUUGCACCAACGGCAUUUCAUCGUAUGUGUGCGCCAGAAGGUGAAUUUUGUACUGCAAGAGCCGCCGAAUCACUUGGCGUAGGGAUGGCAGUAAGUUUAUGGAGUAACAAAACGAUGGAAGAGAUCGCAUCUGAGGUGCCAAACUGCAUAAAAUGGUGCCACGUUCAAUUCAUCAAGAAUCGUAUCGUAACAGAGCAUUUUGUGAGAAGAGCUGAGCAAAACGGAUUCAAAGGAUUUAUAGUGACCAUCGAUGAACCGGUUUUUAGAAAUCGUACUCAUAGAUACGAAGACGAAAAACCACUCAAGUUUGAAACAUCUAUUGUAUCAAUCAAAUUUGCGGAACCUGAUAAGCCGGCCUUUGUUGCGUUUACAUCCUGGAUGGAUGGAAGUGCUGAAUGGGACAGUAUUGAUUGGUUGAAAGGAAUUACCAAGUUACCUGUAGUAAUCAAAGGAAUUCUGACAGCGGAAAUGGCACUUAAAGCUGUUGAACACAAAGUUGACGGAAUCAUUGUCUCAAAUCAUGGCGGGAGAAUAUUAGAUGGUACAUUCGCGACAAUAGACGCUCUACCAGAAGUAAUUCGGGCCGUGAAUGGCAGAGUUGAUGUUUAUUUUGACGGAGGAAUCCGUAGAGGAACAGACAUAGCAAAAGCAAUCGCUCUUGGAGCAAAGGCGGUUUUUGUUGGAAGACCAAUAAUCUGGGGACUGGCAUGCAAAGGCGAGGAAGGUGUGCGGAAUGUUAUAGAAAUUCUCAAAAACGAAUUCAUCUACACUAUGCAACUCCUGGGAGUUUCCACAAUAGAAGAAUUGCAGACGACACCAGACAUAGUUGUUCACGAAACAAGAUAUUUCUCGAAACUUUGAAUUAAAUUGCUUCUAAUAACAUAAUAUAUAUACAUAAAGAUUGUAGAUUAGUCUAUAUGAUUUGCGCAAAUGCUGAUAUUAAUAAUUCUUCGUGUAAAGUCUUGGAUUUAAUAAUAUCAUCAGUACACAGCAAAGUUGUGGUUUAUCAUGUGGCAAAGAAAAAUGUCGAUAAUACACAGUUAAUACUAGAAAAAAUU